Messenger RNA from Alligator sinensis (Chinese alligator), 3058 nucleotides. RefSeq names its product phospholipid phosphatase 2 (gene PLPP2). Gene Ontology annotation, biological process: signal transduction; phospholipid metabolic process; phospholipid dephosphorylation. Lineage: Eukaryota; Metazoa; Chordata; Crocodylia; Alligatoridae. Gene Ontology annotation, molecular function: phosphatidate phosphatase activity. The record is from RefSeq and is a predicted model, not a curated record. Bases 1194 to 1880 code for a protein of 228 amino acids. The transcript has 5 exons.
GGGGGCGAGGGGGGGGGGGGGAUAGGGGUAGCCCCCGCACAGCUGAGACCUGGACACAGAUGGAUGCAGGGCACGUCCUGGGCUUGGCCAAGUGCUGGCACCUGGAGCCCGUCAGCACCUCUCUGCUGUUGUGGGCCCUGGGCAGGGUGGUGGGACGGGGUGGGCAGUGACUUCCCCAGCAGCUGCGGAGAACGGCUCAGGGGGUCAUCUGGGAGCACAGGCACCAGGAGAGGGGGAAGCCUUUGGGGCUGGGAAUGGCUGCCUCAACUGGCACAACUCCGUGCCUCGGUUUACCCGUCUGACGGGCCGGGCCAAGGGGAGCAGUGUGUCCAAUGCCUGUGUGGUGCUUAGGAGCUGGAGUUUGCACCGGGUGGCUGGGAGCUCCUGGCAAGCGGCUGUGCCCAGGCCUCUGCUGUGUCCAGAGCAGCCGGCAGUCGGAAACUCUCUCUGACCCCCUCCCGCCGCGGGAGAGGAAAGCCCCCGCUCUCCUGAUUCCCAGCCCAGUGCCCUCUCCGUGAGGCCGUGCCCGUGGCUCGCCUGACCCCCCGGGCCCUGCACUCAGACUGGGCCCGGGGCAGGUCCCUGUGGGGCCACGCGUGGGUGGGAGGCCGGUGCAGGGUGGGACAGGUGGCGGUGGCAGUAUCUGUAUCCCGCGCCCGGGCGGCUGCUGCCUCCCGAUAGCAGGGCCCUGCUAAUCAGCAGCAGCCUGAAGGCCAAGGUCACGGGGGCAGGGAUGUUUCCCAGCCCUCUGCAGCCCCUGGGGGAAGCAGCGUGGCCAGGACACCCUCCCUGCUUGGCCUGACCAUGACCCCAGCCUGGGGCAGCAGCCUUGGUCUCCUGCCCUGCAGGGCUGGGGUGGGGGGCACCUGGAGCAGCCGGGGUCCUAUCCCAGGGCUGCAGUCAUCUCCGUAGAGCCUGAAGGCCUCUUGCCCUAUGGCACUGGGGCCACGUGAAGCUGCCCUGAUGGUGCCACGGGCAGGGCAGAGGCUUGGCAUAUCCAGUGCUCUCGGGCAGGACAGGACGGGACGGCUGGGGGAGCACGGAGCCCCUCGCUGAGCCCCUCCGCCCUGCCCGCAGCCUCCCUGCCCUUCGUCAUCCUGACGCUCGUGGACUCCCCGUACAAGCGCGGUUUCUACUGCACUGACGACUCCAUCCGCUACCCCUACAAGGCCGACACCAUCACCCACGGGCUCAUGGCCGGCGUCACCAUCACCUGCACCGUCGUCAUCGUCUCGGCAGGCGAAGCCUACCUGGUGUACACGGAGCGCCUCCACUCCAGGUCGGAGUUCAAUAACUACCUGGCGGCGCUGUACAAGGUGGUGGGCACCUUCCUCUUCGGCGGCGCCGUCAGCCAGUCCCUCACCGACCUGGCCAAGUACAUGAUCGGGCGCUUGCGCCCCAACUUCCUGGCUGUCUGCGACCCCGACUGGACCAAGGUGAACUGCUCUAUCUACAUGCAGCUGGACAACGUGUGCCGGGGCGACAGCCGCAACAUCACCGAGUCCAGGCUGUCCUUCUACUCGGGGCACUCUUCCUUCGGGAUGUACUGCAUGAUGUUCCUGGCGCUGUACAUCCAGGCCCGGCUGGCGGGGAAGUGGGCCCGGCUCCUGCGCCCCACGAUCCAGUUCUUCCUCAUCGCCUUCGCCAUCUACGUGGGCUACACGCGGGUGUCGGACUACAAGCACCACUGGAGCGACGUGCUGGUGGGGCUGCUGCAGGGCGCGCUCGUCGCCGUCCUCAUCGUUCGCUAUGUCUCGGACUUCUUCAAGCAGCGCUCCCCCCCGCCGUGCACCGAGGACCCCGAGCGCAAGCCCAGCCUGCCGCUCACCCCGAGCGACCCCGACCGCAAUCACUACAGCAGCUACCGGGGGGGGCCCUGAGCCGCGGCCCCCGGCGCACUGGGCCCAGCCGACGGCCCCCCAGGCCCGCAGGGCUGCACGGACGCUCCCUCCCCAUAUCAUCUUCUCCUCUCCUUCGACCCCACGGCUCCCAGGACCCCCUACCCCCCUCUGCAAGGGGGCACCGGGCCAGCGCUGGGAGCGCCAGCGUGGAGCCCAGCCCCUCCUGGCCCGCGGAUCCGGAGGGGCCCAGCGCCUGCGUGUGUGAGUCAUUGCUUCUAAGGGUGACUUUCCAGCCCGCCGUGCGGAAGAGGCCAGAGUGGGGUGGGGGGGAAGGGAGCUGGCACGGGGCAGGGGAGGUUUGCUUGGCAAGCCGAGAGGAAGCCUGGAGGGGCAGGGGGCUGCUUGCAUUUAUAUCCACGGCGUGGCCUGGCAGGGCAGCGACGCUGGCUUCUCCCACUGGACCAGGGACAACAGCUGCCCCGUUCCUCUCCCUCCGACACCCUUGGAAGCCGGCAGCUGGUGCAGACGAUGGAGGCACGGGCACCAUUCGCUCCCCGGCUCCUGUCUUGGGGUCUGCCUGUUUGCACCGGGCUGGGUGGGCCCAGCCCCUCCACGGCAGAUCCGACCGACCCCGGGAUGGCGGAGGGCGGGACUCUUCUGUGGUCAAAGAAACAUCCUCACUUGGGCCUGAUCCCAAACCCCCGCAGGAGGGCAGGCGAUGGACCAUGUCACCAUUUAUAUAUAUAAUAUAUAUAUAUAUGUGUGUAUAUUUUUUUUUUUUCCUUCGACAAGCCGCUGCCUCUGGAUUCUUUAUAAACAAUGUAAAUUUUGGUAACGAUGCAUUUUUGGGGGUUUUUUUGGUUAAAAAAAAAAAAAAAGUUUUUUUUAAAUUAGAUCAUCCGUAAAGAAUGGCAGCGUCAGGCCUGUUCUUCUGCACGCUGCAUGUCCGUGGUCUUGACGAUGCUGCAGCGCCUCGGUUUCUCUUUGCGGGGCGAGGGGGGCAUGAAACCCCACAUUAACGAGGGGGGGUACAGCGUUCCCUGCUCUUUCUGCUGCCCCUCCUGUUGUCCCUUCCCCCACGGGGCCAGGCCUGCCCUGAUGAUGGACCAUCCUCCACGUUUGUCAUCGGUCAGAGUUCAAUUAAUAAGGAAGCAGGCAGGCGCCUCGCGGCCUCUCUGGCCCCUUUAUCGUUCUCUGAUAGCACCUGGAAAUUCCCG